Colletotrichum chrysophilum is the source of this 1551-nucleotide messenger RNA. RefSeq lists its product as uncharacterized. Gene Ontology annotation, molecular function: hydrolase activity, hydrolyzing O-glycosyl compounds. Gene Ontology annotation, biological process: carbohydrate metabolic process. The record is from RefSeq and is a predicted model, not a curated record. Bases 1 to 1551 code for a protein of 516 amino acids. The transcript has a single exon. Lineage: Eukaryota; Fungi; Ascomycota; Sordariomycetes; Glomerellales; Glomerellaceae.
AUGCUCUCCAACCUGUUGCGGGCUUGUCUCGCUACUUCGCUGCUGGCUCAGCCCCUGCAUGCAGGCGUCAUCCCUGUCCGCCGACAGGCAACCUCCAAGACUUUCACGUCCACCGGCAACCCCAUCCUGGCCGAUGGCUCCAUCUACUCCGCCGACCCGGCGCCGCUCAUCGUCAAUGACACCCUCUACAUCCUCUCCGGCCGGGACGCCGCGGGCCCGACCGAGAACGGCUUCGUCAUGAAUGAGUGGCAGAUCUUCGAGGCCAAGAACCCCGACCCGGCCGGCGGAGACUGGACUCUGCACCAGGACGUCGCCCAGCCCGAGGCCAUCUUCUCCUGGGCCAGCGCCGGCACCGCGUACGCCAGCCAGAUCGUCCAGGGCGCCGACGGCAAGUUCUACAUGUAUGCCCCCGUGACCCAGGCGAGCAGCAGCGCCAAGGACCCCUUCGCCAUCGGUGUGGCCGUCUCCGACAGCCCCCUCGGCCCCUUCAAGGACGCCCAUCCCUCCGGCCCCAUCAUCUCCCAGACCGUCCCGUCCCCCGGCAACGACAUCCAGAACAUUGACCCCACCGUCAUGGUCGACACCGACGGCAAGGUCUACAUCUACUUCGGUACCUUCGGCUACCUCAAGGGCUACGAGCUCGACAAGGACAUGAUCACGAUCAAGGGCGAUGUUGUCGAUGUGGACUCUCUCACCGGCUUCUUCGAGGCCCCCUGGCUCAUGAAGCGCGACGACACCUACUACAUGCUCUACGCCGCCAACAACGCCGGCGCCGACUCUCCCUGCACCCCGACCAGCUACCACGCUUGCCUGGCCUAUGGUACCGCCUCUAGCCCCCUCGGUCCCUGGACCUUCCAGGGCGUCUUCCUCGACAUCAUCUCCUCCACUACUUCCCACCCGGGUGCCUACAAGUUGAGCAACGGCGACUGGGGCCUGGUCUACCACACCCGCGAUGCCGAGGGCGGCACGCACUUCCGCCGCUCCAUCGCCAUCGACAAGCUCACCUGGGACGACUCCGCCAAGCCCCCCGCCAUCAACAAGGUCGUCCAGACCAAGCGCGCCGCCGCCGCCAAGGAGCCCACCCGCAACGUCGCCCCCAAGGCCGUCGCCGCCUCCGAGGGCGAGACCCCCAUCCAGUACUGGAUCAAGGCCAUCAACGACGAGCGCGUCGAGGAGGCGCCCCUCCCGCCCGACUACUGGUCCUCCUACAACGCCGAGCAGUCCCCCAAGGAGAGCACCCUGACCCUCACCUGGAACGCGACCCAGGAGCUCAACGGCGCCGCCAUGGCCUUCUUCGCGGACCAGGCUGCCGGAUCCACCGUCGGUGUCGCCCCGCCUGCCUCGUGGAAGCUCGAGUACAAGGACGGCACCGCGUGGAAGGCUGUCGACGCGACUUCGUACCCUACGGAUGUCACUGAUACGCCUGCCGAGGUCAAGUUCACCAAGGUUUCUACGACUGCGCUGAGAGCUGUCCUCACUGCGUCUGGUAGCAGCACGUAUGCCGGUGUCGCUGUCAAGGAGUUCUUCGCCUACGCUCCCACGGCUGCUUAA